AUGCCAAACUAUGCAAAGUUCGUGAAAGAGGUGAUUUCAAAGAAAAGGAAAUUAGAAAAAUACGAAACGGUGAAGUUGACAGAAGAAUGCAGUGCAAUUCUUCAAAAGAAGCUCCCUCAGAAAAGGAAGGAUCAAGGUAGCUUUACCAUUCCCUGCACUAUUGGAGACUCCGCUUUUGAUAAAGCUCUUUGUGACCUUGGAUCCAGCAUAAAUCUGAUGCCACUCUCAGUAUUUAAGAAAUUUUGUAGUGUUGGACAUGGAAGAAGAUUAAGAAAUUCCACUGAUCCUAGGCAAACCUUAGCAACAGGUAGAGCUUUGAUCGAUGUCCAAGGAGGUCAGUUGACCUUGAGAGUAAAUGAAGAAAAGGUGAGGUCAAUAGCUACCAGGGAUGAAGAAGAUAGAUUAUUAAAUGUGCUGAAAGAACACAAGGCAGCGUUAGGGUGGUCUAUAGCUGACAUUAAGGGUAUAAGUCCCACUAUAUGCAUGUACAAAAUUCUCAUGGGAGAAUCCUAUAAACCAUCAAUUGAGCACCGAAGAAGAUCAAAUCCAGCAAUGAAAGAAGUGGUACAGACAAAUAUCUUUUGGGUUGUGCAAUGCACCAACAACAUUCUAAAGAUGCAUGAUGACGAUCUUUGCAGAUAUGAUAAAAGACAUCAUGGAGAAAAGAAUUUAGUUCUUAACUGGGAGAAGUAUCAUUCCAUAGUACAAGAAGGCAUCAUUCUAGGACACCAAGUGUCAGCAAGGGGACUCGAAGUGGAUAGAGCAAAAAUCGACACAAUAGCAAAACUGCCACCACCCAUCAAUGUCAAAGGCAUUAGAAGUUUUUUGGGACACGCUAGGUUUUACAGAAGGUUUAUUAAAGACUUUUCAAAAAUUGUUAAACCUUUGUGCAAACUUUUAGGGAGAGACACCGCAUUUGUGUUUGAUGAAAGUUGCCUAAGAGCAUUUGAAGCAAUAAAGGAGAAAUUGGUCACAGCUCCAGUAAUGGUAGCUCCAGAUUGGGGUCUACCAUUUGAAGUCAUGUGUGAUGCUAAUGAUCAUGCAGUUGGGAUAGUUCUAGGACAAAGGCAUGAAAAGACAUUCCAAGCAAUUCACUAUGCCAGCAAAACUUUGAAUGAAGCUCAACUGAAUUACACAACAAUAGAGAAUAAAAUGCUAGCAGUGGUUUUUGCUUGUGAUAAAUUUAGGUCCUAUCUCAUUAGUACUAAGGAUAAAAAAGGUACUGAGAAUGUUGUUGCUAAUCAUCUUUCACGGCUAGAGAAAGAGAAUGUGACAAAGAUUCAAGAAACCUUUCCAGAUGAAUUUCUUUUGGCAAUUUCAACACUAACUCCAUGGGACAUGCUCAAAUAUGAUCGCAUCAACACUACAUUCAACAUGGGAAAGGGAGUAAAUUGA
Olea europaea var. sylvestris is the source of this 1395-nucleotide messenger RNA. RefSeq lists its product as uncharacterized. NCBI's taxonomy places the organism in Eukaryota, Viridiplantae, Streptophyta, Magnoliopsida, Lamiales, Oleaceae. The transcript is spliced from 7 exons. The coding region runs from base 1 to 1395 and encodes 464 amino acids. The record is from RefSeq and is a predicted model, not a curated record.